This is a messenger RNA of Drosophila navojoa, 555 nucleotides long. Its product is annotated as HIG1 domain family member 1A, mitochondrial. NCBI's taxonomy places the organism in Eukaryota, Metazoa, Arthropoda, Insecta, Diptera, Drosophilidae. Gene Ontology annotation, cellular component: mitochondrion. The record is from RefSeq and is a predicted model, not a curated record. Gene Ontology annotation, biological process: mitochondrial respirasome assembly.
AUUCGGUUCAAGUUCAGUAACACUUUUGCAUUCAGUGGCGGACAACCUUUGCCAAAAUUUUAGCAUUGUGCAAAUUUUUUGGCUUACGAAAGAAGAGGAAAAGGCAUAAGAACCAUGAGUUCCAAAUCCAUAUUUGAAACCGAAGAAGAUGUGGCGCAGGCCAACAAGUUUGUGAAUAAGGCCAAGGACUCGCCCUUUAUGUUGGUCGGCAUUGCUGGCUUCGUGGCAGCGGGUCUGAUUGGAGCGUACAAAUACAAAAAUCGCGGCACGAUGAGCACCAGCGUCUUCCUUAUGCAGCUGCGUGUGGCAGCGCAGGGCACAGUCGUUGGCUGCCUGACCGUUGGACUCGGCUAUCAGAUGGCCAAGGAGUAUCUGUUCGACAAGAAGCCCAAGGAGAAUUUGAAGUCUUUACAUAAUUAGUACACAUUUGAUUUGGCCCGCACAUUUCCCCAGACACCAUCCAAAACAUUGCCAGAGGCUUUGACGAAAGUUUUAAUACCAAUUUAAUAUUACAUAUUUAUUACCAUACAUUUACGAAAAUUGUAAAAAACACAA